Schistosoma spindalis is the source of this 1870-nucleotide messenger RNA. The record is from the annotation of a GenBank genome assembly. Lineage: Eukaryota; Metazoa; Platyhelminthes; Trematoda; Strigeidida; Schistosomatidae.
CUCGAACACCAUAUCAGAUCAGUUACUCUCCUUGAGCAACCCCAUAACAAGUGGACAUAAAAGAACGAAAAUCCAGGUGCUCCCUAACUUUAUGUCGUAAUGGGUUGCCCUCAUUUGUAAUACACUGGCGGUAAGAAUGUUCGCAGUCUCUUCAGUGCAUAGCUUCGAGAGGAGGCAUUUCAAAACCCUUGCUCACUCAUAGACUAUCAUCUCGCUCUUGUGAACUGGUUGUGCUUAAUGCAUAUUCCAUAAAUUUACUAUUACUGUUUAUAGACAUCACUAACUUAUCACUACCUCGCCUAUCAUCAUCUCCAUUUCUAUGUCAUUAGUUAAUUCUACCUCUUGUUUAAAGGUACCAGUUGCUUUUGAUUAGGAUAUUUGUACACGCAGCAGUCGGGGAAAGUUGUUGCUUCCAUAUAUACUUGACAGAUAAACGUUUCUGCAUUUUGCAUAUCUUUUUUGUUUUUUGUGGUUUCAGAAUGUUUCCUAGCAAGAUUGUCCGAGAAGGAUAUUGUUAAGUCUUAUUUGUUUUUUUUUCUAGGAUGCUUCGCUUCUUAACCAUAUCUAAUACCCGAUCUCAUUUAAGUUAUUUUUGAUACUUCCAACCUUAUCAAUUCAAAGUGAAAUGGAAAAGGAGUGUUGUGCUGAUCCAUGGGAUUUACGUCCCAAGGUUGAAAAGUCUACUUCCAAAUGUGCUCCCCCCUUACAAUUACACGUCUCUAAGAAACUGAAACAAAAUCUUAGUGGACAUUUGUCGCACAAAGAGACGUUCAGCACAAAGAAUCCGCCGAACGUCACUUCAAAGAUAAGCGGAAAAGAAAACGAUAUUAAUAAAUUGCAAAGUAAUCAGGCCUUUCAUAUGAGCGAACACUGUCUACUUGUACGGUCGAAAAGUGAUCACAUCUUGAAAGAUGUAGAUAAUUUUCCUAUCGGUUCAAUAAAAGUCCCUAGUUUAAGUGCGUCUUGUCAAAAUAGUCGUUUACAAUGUAACACAUUUAAAGAAGAAUCAUUUUGCCACUCUGUUACUGGUUCUACUAGUACUAACUGUAACAAUAUAAAGCCAAGACUCACUAAGUGUGGCUCUUUACUUGGUCGUUCUUUAACCAAUGAAGUAAACACAUCAGAUAUGAUGCCAAAUCCUUCUGUGAUAAACUAUGAUUCUACAAAUACGAAUAAAAUCAACAGUCCCGAAAAUCCUGACGUUCAAUUUGUAGAUGACAUGCGUGAGGUCGAUACCGGACAUAUUAUACCUAAGCAUCCUGUAAAGGACACAUUAAAUAUGUGUGUCGCGAAUCGUGUGAGAUCUAGUCGAAGCUGCUUUCCUGUACAUAAUUAUAUCAAACUUAACUUGAAGAAGAAACAGUUUUGCCGUAAAGGAUCAUCAAGACAACAGACGUUAAGGAGAAAAGUUUAUUUGAACAAGCUCAGAAAGAAGCUCAAAAAUGUUAAUCAUAGGACAAACCCCUGCUUUAUUUGCGGGGUUACAGGCCACUGGGCUAAUAAGUGUCCACAAACCAUCAUGAAACCCCAACCCUCCAUCGACAACAAUUUACUCGAUUGGCAACAAUGCGAUAACACGUGUAAAAUACACAGUCUUGCUGAACUGGAUAAUCGCUACUUUCCAGCUCACAUUAAUGAUGUUUUGCCGAUCGAAUUUAUAAGUAAUCUUUCGAAACAAUCUCCUAUUGACGAACUGUCUCGUCGUGUGCAAUGUUGUCUACAGGAGUUGGGUUUUGAGUCAUUCCGUCCCGGUCAAGAGUUAGUUAUUUUGCGUACACUACUAGGCAUUUCAACAUUGGCUGUAAUGCCGACUGCUUUUGGGAAGUCACUUUGCUACCAAAUACCUGCAGUGAUACACCAGGUAAGCUAA